This is a messenger RNA of Drosophila virilis, 1425 nucleotides long. RefSeq names its product chymotrypsin inhibitor SCI-I. The record is from RefSeq and is a predicted model, not a curated record. Gene Ontology annotation, molecular function: serine-type endopeptidase inhibitor activity. Lineage: Eukaryota; Metazoa; Arthropoda; Insecta; Diptera; Drosophilidae.
AUCGAUGUGGUAAUAUCACAUUGCAUUAUUCGCAUUCCUGCGGCACUGCCGGAACAGUUCAGGGCCUGCCAUUAUGCCGCCAAAACAGACCUGUUGGUUAACUUUAGCAUAAAAGUCAAAUAUUAAACCAAUUAUAAUGCAGGACGAAUCUCUUAACAGGAACAGAGCCUCGGCAAUGGUUCGUCUGGGCUUGAGUGUGGGCCACAAUGAGAGUUUACAAAAGCCACGAUUUAUCAGAUCUAUUGCAAUUACCACACGUUUGCUAACAGCUAAUAUUUCGAUUUUAUUCGUUUUUUCUUUUUUGUUCUUUGCAAAUUUUUUAAAUCAUGGCCACAGAUGCGUUUGCAGUUGAAUCGAAAGUUUUCCUCAAACUUUUACAAUUGCAACAGAAAAAAAACUGUUCGAAUCUGAAUUUAUACUCAGCACCCUGAUAAGGGCCUCUGUUGUAAAAUCUCUUCAAAGUUCCAAGUUGUGGAACAGCUGUCGCGUUUGGGGUCUGGCACUACCUGCAGAGUCUCUUAUCGAUUGGCUAUAUAUGCGCUGCAAAUGUUCAGUUGAAAGUCAGUUCAGAUCGAGCUGAGUUUAGUGAGUUUCUUCAAAAUGAAAUUCUUUCUAAUCCUGGCUGGCCUGGCUUUCUAUGUGGCCCACACUGGCAUACAGGCGAUGGUCUGUCGUGGUGGUGUUGCAGAUAGCCAACCAGUUUGCAUAGGCGGCAAAAGCGAAGGACACGCCAAUGAGACCGUCUGCUACGGGAAUGCGAAUAUAUAUAUGUGGUGGUACGAUACCAGGAGCCGAUCCUGCAAGAGACUCUCCUACAACGGCUGCGGCGGCAACAAGAAUCGCUUCUGCACCAAAAGCCUCUGCAAGAGCAAGUGCAGGCGCAAUGAGAGAGCAGCAGUGCAAGUUCCAGUAACUGAAUACGGAAUAUGGAAUUGAUGCGCUUCGUUCCACUUACAAUUCCAAUUACAAUUCUAAUUUGAACUGAUCUUGAAAUUAUUUAUUCUGAUAGGAGCUUUCUUUGUUAGGAUUUUCUCAUUUGUCGCUGAGGCAGGCUUGAUAGUUUAUUUCGAAUUUCAAUUUCACAAAUUUCAUAUUUGUUUAUAUUAUUAGUUAAACGCUUAAGAUAUUGUUAUAUGAUAAUCAACAAAGGGUUGCUUAAUUCUAUGAAAAGUACUUCGAUAUGCUCUUAAAUGGGAUACUUUUGGAGCUUUAUGUUAAAUAGUCUUCAAGCUUGGGGCUUGCCGUUGCCCAACAUUUGUUUUCAUUAGGGUAGUCUGUUAAAAGCAUAAUUAUCUAAUUUUCAAUUAAUUGUUAAGUCUAUAACAUUUUUAACAUAUUCCUAAACCGAACACGUGAACUGGACCUUCAACUGAAACAUGAAUUGGUAUAAAACUGAAAUACAGCUAGAGAAUCUGCUUUAACAAA